Molecule: messenger RNA, 2381 nt
Organism: Telopea speciosissima
Lineage: Eukaryota; Viridiplantae; Streptophyta; Magnoliopsida; Proteales; Proteaceae
Product: probable leucine-rich repeat receptor-like protein kinase At1g35710
Exons: 3
Coding region: 1-2220 (739 amino acids)
Biological process (GO): hormone-mediated signaling pathway; protein phosphorylation
Cellular component (GO): plasma membrane
Molecular function (GO): ATP binding; protein binding; protein kinase activity
Source: RefSeq, a predicted model, not a curated record
AUGGUGUCGUCCUUCAAUACAUUUGUAUUGAAAAUAGUUGUUGUGUGGGUUUCUUUUACCAUUGUAAGCCCUGCAACGACAAUAGCAGUAAUAGCAUCUGAAUCAUCAUCACCAGAAGAAGAAGAAGCCAAGGCUCUACUCAACUGGAAGGCUAGUGGUCUCUACUUUCCUAAUUCUUGGAAUGCAAAUGAUACAAGCCCAUGUAAGUGGAAGGGGAUAACUUGCAACAUAGGGGGAAGAGUAACAGCGUUGGACCUAUCACAUUCCUUCAUAGUUGCUAAGCUCGACAGAUUGAAUUUCUCCUCUUUCAAAUUUCUAGUUCGUCUCGAUCUCAGUUGGAAUCUAUACGAUGGUGUGCUUUACAAAGGAUUUUGGGGAAACAUCCCAGACGACAUCGGUAGGUUUUCCGAAGGAAUUUGGGGAACCAUUCCAGACGACAUCGGUAUGCUUUCCAAACUUACACAUCUCUCUCUUGCACGCAAUAGUAUCAAUGGCUCAAUACCUCGAGAGAUAGGAAACCUCGAAAAUCUCAAUCAGUUGGACCUCUCUGACAAUAUGAUCGAUGGCUUAAUACCUCGAGAGAUAGGAAACCUCAAAAAUCUCAAUCAGUUGGACCUCUCUUUCAAUGCCAUCAAUGGCUCAAUACCUCGAGAGAUAGAAAACCUCAAAAAUCUCAAUCAGUUGUACCUCUUUCACAAUAAUAUCAAUGGCUUAAUACCUCGAGAGAUAGGAAACCUCAAAAAUCUCAAUCAGUUCCGCCUCCAUAUCAAUAGGAUCAAUGGAUCAAUACCUCGAGAGAUAGGAAACCUCAAAAAUCUCAAUCAGUUGGACUUAGGAGGUAACAAGCUUUCUGGUUCAAUACCUACCCAGAUAUUGAAUUUGGAAAAUCUAAAACGGUUGCGACUGGGAAGUAACAUGCUUUCUGGUUCAAUACCUACACAGAUUGGGAAUUUGAGAAAUCUAAAUGAGUUAGACCUAAGUAAAAAUAAGCUUACUGGUUCAAUCCCCAUGGAAGUUGGAGAUUUGGAUCAGCUGACGCUACUUUAUCUUUCACACAACAAGCUAUAUGGUUCAAUACCUUCACAAUUGGGGAAACUCAAUUUUACUUUCUUGGAUUUGGACUUGUCUUACAAUGAUUUGGAGGGUCCUAUUCCGGAUGAAAUGGCUUUGCAAACUCGACUAAUUUCAUGGAGUAAUAACAAAGGUUUGUGUAGUAAUCGUUUGAAGCUCCAAUGUAAAGAAAAAAAAUCGACGAAUGUCAUCACUGAUACAACAAGUACACAAAAAAAUGGAGAUAUAUUUUCCAUAUGGAACUAUGACGGAAUGAUUGCAUAUGGUGACAUCAUGGAAGCUACAGAAGAAUUUGACAUCAGAUAUUGCAUUGGCACUGGAGGUUAUGGGAGCGUUUAUAUAGCAAAACUACCUACAGGGAGUGUAGUACCUAUGAAAAAGCUUCAUCGCCAAGAAGCUGAAGAGAAAGCCUUUGAGAAGAGCUUCACUAAUGAGAUAGAUGUAUUAACAAGAAUAAGGCAUCGGAACAUUGUAAAACUUUAUGGGUUUUGCUCUCAUCCAAGGUGUAAUUUCUUAGUUUAUGAAUACAUAGAAAGGGGAAGCUUAGCUUAUGUUCUUGGAAAGGAAGCAGAAGGUAUGGAAUUGGAUUGGAGGAAACGCAUAAAUGUCAUCAAAGGGGUUUCUCAUGCUUUGUCUUACAUGCAUCAUGAUUGCAUACCACCAUUAAUUCAUCGGGAUAUAUCGAGUAGCAAUGUCCUGUUGGAUGAAGAUCUUGAGCCUCAUGUUGCUGACUUUGGAAUUUCUAGAUUUCAAAAGCCUGAUUCAUCCAACCGCACUAUACUUGCAGGCACACAUGGAUAUAUUGCUCCAGAGCUUGCUUAUACAAUGGUUGUGACGGAAAAGUGCGAUGUUUAUAGCUUUGGGGUAUUGGCACUAGAGACAAUUAUGGGAAGGCAUCCAAGUGAACUCAUCUCUUCAUUAUCUUUGCUAAAUGCGAAAGAUAUAAUACUAAAGGAUGUGUUAGACCCACGUCUCCCACCACCAACACAAUUGGAAGCACAAGAUCUGACUUUCUCAAUGAUGCUUGGAAUUGCAUGCUUGCACACCAAUCCAAAAUCUCGCCCAACUAUGCAAUACGUGUCUCAGAAACUAGGAAGUCCUACAAACCCUGAAUGCAACCCUUCUACAGAAGUUCAUUGUGGCAAUUAGACACUUCAGAAUAAAAUAAAAUCCAUAAAGUUUCAUGAAAGUGGAUCAGAGAUUGCUAAGGUGUUUUCCUAUUGUAUUUAAGUAUUGUUGUUUCCUUCUUAAACUGAGCCCCCUCCUUUUUUGUUUGGUAUUCCUAUGUUGAACCUUUAAGCAAGUUGUUU